UAGGGCAAAAGAGCAGCAAAUCAGAGUGCCCAGAGAUAGAGACGGCGCGAAGAUAGAGAAAGAGAUACAGAAUGGCGGAAGAAGCCAUAUUAGGUCAUCUGGAGAAGAAUGACGAAAUCUCCGAUUCAGGCGACUUCGCUUCCCAAAGCGGAAUCGACCACAACGAGAUUGUCAACGUCAUCAAGAGCCUCCACGGUUUCAGACUCGUCGAUGCUCAGGAUAUCAAGAGGGAAAAGUGGGUGCUCACCAAUGAAGGCAAGUUAUAUGCUGCGGCUGGCUCACCGGAAGUGCAAUUGUUCUUGGCCGUACCACCUGAGGGCAUAUCACGAGAAGAACUGCAGAGAAAGGUUGACCCCUCGGUGUACAAAAUAGGUUGCUCACAGGCCAUAAAGAAUAAAUGGUUGGAGAUAGGAAAACAACAAGUGUCCAGAAAGGUUCAACAAGUGGAGGACACAGCCAAAGAUCUGCUUACACGGAUCCAAAAUGAGGAGGCACUUAGCCAAGCUGACAUUGACGCUCUCAAACGAAGAAAGCUUAUUGCUCCGCAGACAUGGAAAGGUUACUCAGUGAGAAAAGGUCCUAAUUAUGCUCCCAAGAGAAAGAAAGUUGCUACUGAUUUGACUCGAGAAAAUCUGCAAAGGGGUGAUUGGAAAGAGCUAGAGUUCAAAGAGUAUAAUUUCAAUGCCAAAGGUCAACCUGCUGAAGGUGGCCAUCUUCAUCCAUUGCUCAAGGUACGGCGACAACUGCAGAUGAUUUUUCUCCAAAUGGGUUUUGAGGAGAUGCCAACAAACAAUUUUGUUGAAAGCAGCUUCUGGAAUUUUGAUGCACUGUUCCAGCCACAACAACACCCUGCUCGUGAUUCACAUGAUACCUUCUUCCUGCAAGCUCCUUCCACUACAAAGAUGCUGCCUGAAGAUUAUGUUGAGCGGGUGAAGCAUGUUCAUGAGCAUGGUGGUUAUGGAUCCAGAGGAUAUGGAUAUGAUUGGAAAAGGGAGGAAGCAAACAAGAACCUACUGCGAACUCACACCACUGCUGUUUCCUCAAGGAUGCUUUACUUGCUAGCACAGAAACCUUUUGCCCCUAAAAAGUACUACUCCAUUGAUCGUGUUUUCAGAAAUGAAGCUGUUGAUCGAACACAUCUUGCAGAGUUUCAUCAGAUAGAAGGCCUUGUAUGUGAUAGGGGGCUAACUCUUGGCGAUCUGAUUGGAGUCUUACAGGACUUCUUUUCACGUCUAGGAAUGUCCCAGCUACGUUUCAAGCCUGCUUACAAUCCAUACACUGAACCCAGCAUGGAAAUCUUCAGUUAUCAUGAAGGCUUGAAGAAAUGGGUAGAGAUAGGAAAUUCUGGCAUGUUCAGACCUGAAAUGUUGCUUCCUAUGGGACUCCCAGAAGAUGUCCGGGUUAUUGCAUGGGGCCUUUCCCUUGAGAGACCAACCAUGAUAUUGUAUGGUGUCGACAACAUUCGAGAUCUCUUUGGGCACAAGGUGGAUCUUGGACUCAUCAAGAGAAACCCAAUAUGUCGCCUUGGAAUUGAGUAGAUUACAGAGCAUACCUAUCAUAUAUUAUCAAAAUUUUUCUCUUAUAUUGGACACUCUAUUGAGUUCAUUCAUGUCCCCAGUAACACCACUGAUCUUGGGGGAAUAUAUGCCUUAGGCAACUUACGGGAUUAGAUUGGCUGUUAGGAUGUGCCCCCAUAGAGUUGUUUGAUAACUGGGUCUUGUAUCUUUUUGCUGGGAGGUGAUAACUUCAUCUGGUCUUAAUUAAUUUUAUUUUACUGUGGCUGUUGCCCAAAUGCCCACUUUGGUAGAGGACUACUAACUUAAGUAUGAUUUUCUGUUUAUAUAUACAUAUUUGUUUUAUAUUACA
Molecule: messenger RNA, 1866 nt
Organism: Vitis riparia (riverbank grape)
Lineage: Eukaryota; Viridiplantae; Streptophyta; Magnoliopsida; Vitales; Vitaceae
Product: phenylalanine--tRNA ligase alpha subunit, cytoplasmic
Exons: 18
Coding region: 72-1538 (488 amino acids)
Biological process (GO): phenylalanyl-tRNA aminoacylation
Cellular component (GO): cytoplasm; phenylalanine-tRNA ligase complex; cytosol
Molecular function (GO): phenylalanine-tRNA ligase activity; ATP binding; tRNA binding
Source: RefSeq, a predicted model, not a curated record